AUGCCGGAGGGACAGACAGCCGUGGACGUUCAGGAGCCCCUGAUUCCAGCCGCUGCAACUCCCCCUGUUGCGGCAACCCCACCAGCUGCCGGAGGCGCACCUGCUGCUUCAGCUGACGCACCUGCAGAUGGGCCAGCAAAGAAAGGCAAAUCGUGGGAUAUUGGGACAAUCGCAGAUGCCAUCUACAAAUCGGCAUCUGUUCUGGGCUUGGCUGCGCUGCUUGGAUUCAUCAUUGGCUUCUUUCUGUUUAAGCACUGGUGGAAGUUCUUGAUUGCUGUGGUGGUUAUUUUUGUCAUCAUCCAAGGCCUCGCCUGGUUUGGUAUCAUCCAUCUGCACAUGUCAGACGUCAAAAACGCUGCUGGUAGACUUGUUGGCGAAGAAGGAGGGGUCCGUGCAGGCCUCAAGUCCCUGGGUGCCAAAAUUAUGCAGAAUCUUAUCCCCACCAUCAUCGGCUUCAUUCUUGGGUUCAUUGUUGGUAGAACACAUGAGUUCUGA
Messenger RNA from Ostreobium quekettii, 495 nucleotides. The record is from the annotation of a GenBank genome assembly. Lineage: Eukaryota; Viridiplantae; Chlorophyta; Ulvophyceae; Bryopsidales; Ostreobiaceae.